CCCGGCCAGGCAGCCGCCAGCCGCCCCGGGCACGCCUUUAUAACCCAUCCUUGGGCUCAUCAGUCUCUCUUCCUUCUUCAUCAUUCAACCUAGACGCAUCCAGACUCUCAUUCUUAGAGAGUUGCUCCCAUCACACACACAAGCCCCCACCCCCACCACCCCCACACACAAUGACCGCCGACACCCUUGCCGUCAUCUGGCGCCCACACGAGCACGCCGACGAGUACGUUGUCCUCAUUGACGACGAGGCAGAGUACAAGGCCUGGAAGUCGGGCAGCAAGGACAUUGCGCUUGCCAGGUUUAUUGGAAACUUCAACAUUUACUCCUCCGGUACCGGCCACACGGGCAUCCUCAAGCCCAUCAGCAAGCAGGAGCUCGAGACGGCCUUCUUCGGCGACGACAAGAAGAUCAAGGACAAGUCGGUUGAAGCCGCCAUCACCCUCAUCCUCGACAACGGCAAGGCCCAGCAGACAAAGUUCCAGGUCGAGGGCGCCGUCAAGAACGCGACCCGCGGCCACGGCGACGUCAACACUGGCGGCUACACCGGCCGAUAGGCGAGAAGAGCAGGAGAAGAAGCAGUACAAAUGACAUGAAUGGACGUCACGACGG
Molecule: messenger RNA, 609 nt
Organism: Vanrija pseudolonga
Lineage: Eukaryota; Fungi; Basidiomycota; Tremellomycetes; Trichosporonales; Trichosporonaceae
Exons: 3
Coding region: 171-554 (127 amino acids)
Source: RefSeq, a predicted model, not a curated record